Messenger RNA from Dujonia railenensis, 1305 nucleotides. The record is from the annotation of a GenBank genome assembly. Lineage: Eukaryota; Fungi; Ascomycota; Pichiomycetes; Serinales; Debaryomycetaceae.
AUGGAUGCAAGUUGUGGACCCUCAAAUGCCUUGACUAACUUGUCUAAGCAUUCUCAAAGGGACACUACACUACAGAAUGAAGCAAGUCAGAGAUUCAACGCCUUUAAUAAAGGGCAAGACUUCAAAACCAAUUCAAAUCAGAUUGAUCGAAAUUUAAAUAGAGAUUUUGAGCAGUUCCUGGGACAUCAAAAUCAGUUUCAAGCUCAGCACCAACAAUAUCAAUUCCAGCCGUUCCAACAUUCGAACCAACAGCAACAGCAACAGUUUAACCAACAGCAGCACCACAAUGUGAUGCAUGCCAACCAACAGCCCAUGCAAAAUGGGCAAGCAAAGUGGGUCCUGGACUUUUCUCAGAUGAACAUUGGUGACCAGCAACAAAAGAACAACUGGCAAAGUCAGUUCAUGGCUCAACCCCAGCAAAACAUUCAGCAACAAAGACACCAACAGUCACCACUGCAUCUACAACAGCCUAUGGUAAACCGGUACAUUGCACAGACGAUGCCGUUCAAUUUAUCUAUGAGAACUGAUUUGUCUACCCCACUAACAGAACACCAGGAAGUGCAUCAGGCAGAGCUGGUGCAAGAGAGCUUUAACCAGCAGUUCGACGAAAUUGAAAGAGAACUACAAUCCAAUGAACAAGUGUUAAACAAACAACUUUCUGACAGAGGUGGUGACGAUAAAGCAGAAUUUGCCAAGACGGCACGCCAGGUACAUUCUUCCAUGAUGUCAGUUCAGAAUGAAGAAACGAGUAACAAGUUUCAAAACUCGAACUUCCUUAAACUAAUGUCAUCGAUCUCUAAUCGUUCGGUGGAACUUGAAGGUGAUAAACUUGUAGAUACUGAUACUAGAGUGGACAUCAGAGAGCAUUUAGCAGACCCUUUACAACACGAAAAGGCAGAAGCAGCAGCAGAUAGAGAAAGGGCAAAUGUGGAGCAAAUGAAUUUGGAUAAUAAUGUGUAUCCUUUGACACAAGCUGAGACAGCCCCUGCAAUUAAUGUGCCAUAUUUAAGACCUCCUGGCAUAACAAGGCCCGUUCAGCAAAGAGAAGAGUCACAAAUUAAUACAUUACCCGACCCAUUGGCUCAUAUCAGAGAUGGAGGACUUGAUGGGAUUACAGAUCCGCUUAUGGCUGCUAAGAUAAUAUCAGGUAAUCAAGUUAAGGAUAAGCAUUGGCUAGGAUCGAACAAUAACGAUGAUGAUUGGUUGGAUAUGACUGAAGAUGCUCCAUCUCGUCCUGGGAGCAUUCUCAAUCCAAGAGAUCAAGAAAUGUACGACGACUACAGGCACGAUGACGACUACCAUUAG